GAGGGAUUACUUAAGAAGUAGUUUUCCCGAUGAGAAGUUAUACAUGUUCGGGGCAGCGUUAAAUCAUUGUUAAAAGACUCUCCGCAAUGUUUCAGUCCAGCAGGUGUAAUUUAUUAACUUUAAACAUAGUUUUAAUUUUUGCGUUGAUUCCAUUAUCUCAAUCACUGCCUGUCACACCGGUAGUACAUAAUAAUCCGUUCCUGAGUGGUUUUUCAAGGACAAUUAGUCUAGCUGCCAUAGCAAAUGACUUGAAGGGUUCUCUGGAUGAAUCUGUUAAUCCCUGUGAUGACUUCUACCGAUUUACAUGUGGCCAUUGGAAUAACCGUCAUCCUAUCCAGGAAGGGUAUUUAAUAUGGUCUAAUUGGGACGUCAUUGCCAACGAAAUAAAGCCGAAAAUACAAUCUCUGCUGAAUGGAAAUGAUUCACCAACUGAUAAUGAAGCGAUUCGCAAAGCGCGGAAGGUUUAUCGAGCCUGCAUGAAUGGAGAUAAAAUUGAAGUGGAAGGGGUAACGCCGAUUCUUCUGCUUCUCCAGAAAUUUGGAGGAUGGCCAUUGAUAAUGAAUCCUCAAGCUUGGAAAGCCAAGUACCUUUCAUGGCAAAAUAUAAAUACUAAAAUGAUUAUGAGUUUGUACAUCGAUCCAUUGUUCGCCAUAGAGGUUGUACCAGACAUGAAAAAUUCGUCGAUUCACAGGAUCGCAAUUUCAGGGCCAAAAACUGUCAUUAAAAAAACUGAAAUGAGUUCUAUCGACAGUGAUCCCGUGAUUCAGGCGUACAAAGAAUAUAAACGCACAGUAGCUAGUGUCCUUCUGAAAGGGUCUCCGCAACCCCCGGGUCUGACAAUGGCAGAACAGCUGGAAGAUCUCCACGAUUUCGAAAAAAAAUUGAUUCGGAUUACUGACGGUGAAUAUAAUGUCAAACAACUUGAUGAGUGGUACAAUCUGAUGACAAUCGAUGAGUUCCAGAAUUUUUAUGACAAGGCUGUAAUGGCUCAACCGACUGCCAGAAUUGAUUGGCUUCAGACGAUCGCUGAAGUGUUCUCAUUGGCUCCCGAAAUUGGAAUAUAUGGAUCAGAAAAAAUCAUCGUAGUGGGAAAAUCGUAUUUUCAAAGGCUUGCAGCAUUAUUGGGCAGAACUUCACAAGCGACCAUCGUGAAUUAUAUAAUGUGGAAGGCAAUUGUGGAUUUGACUCCAUUUUCGAGUAAAGCUUUGACUGAUCCCUUGAUUAAUUUCAUUAGUCAUCGCAUCGGAGCAGAUCCCCUUGGAGACAGGGAAGAUGAUUGUGUAGCCGCCUCUCAGAUGGCUAAAGCAGUGUCUUAUGCAUUCGUUAAGAAAUAUUCUUCAACGGAGAUGAAGCAAGCGGUGACUGAUAUGGUGGAGAACAUCCAAGAAGCUAUGGUGCGGCAGAUUCAACAAUCUUCUUGGCUGAGUAAUAUGACCAAGCAGUUGGCUAGUGAUAAAAUCUAUCAUAUGACGAAGCUCAUCAGUCAUCCGGAUGACUACACCGCUGAAAGCAUAGAUCAUUAUUACAAGGAGUUUAAAGCAACAGACAGUUAUUUGGAGAAUGAACUGCAGAAGACUCAUUUGAUGCUUGUAGAACUUUUGAGAAGUUUGGGUAAAUCGCCGGAAAAAAGAAAGUGGUUAGUGGAGCCUACCAUAAUUAACGCAUUUUAUGGACAAUCAGCGAACACCAUGCUGGUACCCGCGGGGAUUCUUCACGCCCCUCUUUUCGAUCCAAAUAGACCCAGUUUAUUCAAUUAUGCGAUGAUGGGCUCGACAAUUGGUCACGAAGUUUCGCAUGCCCUCGAUACCGAAGGUCGUCGUUACGAUCAAAAUGGCAAUGCGAUACGUUGGUGGGAAUCGGCUGCAAUUAAUAGAUAUAAUUACAACGCACAGUGUUUUGCUGAUCAGUACAGCAAUUUUAAAUUAUAUGAUAGUUCCAAAGGCGGUGUUUACCUCAACGGAAAUUUGACUUUGGAAGAAAAUAUAGCAGAUUCUACAGGACUUGCCAUUACUUUCAAUGCGUACAAGAAUUUCCGUCAAAAAAACGGAAUCCCUGCUGAAAAAAUUUACGGUCUAGAACGAUUCACUGACGAUCAACUAUUUUUCAUGGCGUUUGGAAAUCUCUGGUGUUCCUCUGAGGACGAGAAUUACCUUAAAAAAUACGGUAACACGGAUGAACAUAGUCCAGCUAAACAAAGAGUCAAUGGAGCUGUAUCAAACAAUCCACGAUUCGCAGCAGCUUUCAAUUGCCCAGCGAAUUCGGAGAUGAAUCCUCCAAAUAAAUGCAGCAUGUGGACCUCAUGAUUCGAAUUACGAACGACCGAAAACCCAUUGACUAAUUAAUAUUCUUCAUUGCAAUGAAAAUUCUUGAAUCAUUAGCACCCGAAGAUCUGUCACUGUUUCCCUGAAACACAAAUCUUACUUGUUGAUUAUUAAAUCUAUUUGCAUAUUAA
Fopius arisanus is the source of this 2452-nucleotide messenger RNA. RefSeq names its product endothelin-converting enzyme 1. The record is from RefSeq and is a predicted model, not a curated record. Gene Ontology annotation, cellular component: plasma membrane. NCBI's taxonomy places the organism in Eukaryota, Metazoa, Arthropoda, Insecta, Hymenoptera, Braconidae. The transcript is spliced from 16 exons. Gene Ontology annotation, biological process: protein processing. Bases 87 to 2303 code for a protein of 738 amino acids. Gene Ontology annotation, molecular function: metalloendopeptidase activity.